Molecule: messenger RNA, 1295 nt
Organism: Ctenopharyngodon idella (grass carp)
Lineage: Eukaryota; Metazoa; Chordata; Actinopteri; Cypriniformes; Xenocyprididae
Gene: sumo3b
Product: small ubiquitin like modifier 3b
Exons: 4
Coding region: 171-455 (94 amino acids)
Biological process (GO): protein sumoylation
Cellular component (GO): nucleus
Molecular function (GO): ubiquitin-like protein ligase binding; protein tag activity
Source: RefSeq, a predicted model, not a curated record
CUCGGGCUAGCGUACACUGCUGGGAAUCACGUGGUUUUACCCGAUCCAAUCAACUGGGCGAAUCCAUUUUGCGCGUUCUUGCUGAGCGCGGGGAGGACAGAAGCGGGUAGUAGCGCACUCGUGUUACCGUCACAUCCACAUUAUCAGGAAAAUCCUACAUUUCUACAAAAAUGUCAGAAGAAAAGCCAAAGGAAGGCGUGAAGACCGAAAACGACCACAUCAACUUGAAGGUGGCAGGUCAGGAUGGAUCUGUGGUCCAGUUCAAAAUCAAAAGGCACACCCCCCUCAGCAAACUGAUGAAGGCAUACUGCGAAAGACAGGGAUUAUCCAUAAGGCAAAUACGUUUCAGGUUUGAUGGUCAGCCAAUCAAUGAGACGGACACACCUGCACAGCUGGAAAUGGAGGAUGAAGACACUAUCGAUGUAUUCCAGCAGCAGACGGGAGGAACGUGCUAAAGAUGAAGCACAUGUGGAUGAUGCUUUUUUUUUUUUUAUAUUUGUGCUCAUCUUCACUUCCACUGCAGUUCAGGGCUGAAAUGGAAAAGGUUUUGGAAAUCUAAUCUAAGUUAAUAGAUUGUAUUUUUUUUUUUUUUUUUUUUUUCCCUCUCAUUUUAAUCAUCCAAAGACCUCUUUUCCGUUUUUGCAAUGUUCUCCCUGAACCGAACUGGAAAUGAUAGUUACUAAUGAUAUCCCCCCUCCACCACCACCACCUUUAGAGUUUAUUGUAUGCCUGUAAUAUGCGUUUUUGUAUUAUGUACGUAUGUUUGCACCUCCCCCAUCUAUUUUUAUAUACAAGGAGGGAAGUUUUGUGAAAGGAUGUUUGUGACUUGGUAUGGUCUCAGAAUCUUUAAUUGCAGUAAACAACUUUAAGACUUCCUUUUUAUGGACAAUUUCAAUUGUUGACAUUGCAGCAUUGUGUUUCUCUGACACCUCAGGUUUGAUAAAGCUAGAUUGUGGAUCGUAUUCCAGUAGACAUUAUUUUUAAUUUUAAAUGCUUUGAUGCGUAUGUCUUUAAAAGUUUGCUGUCUGCUAAGUUUGGAUUACAUGAAAUGCAAAUGAAGUGUUCCCCUUGUUUUUACUGUCAUAUACUUUGCCUUCUACAAAUACAUCGUAACAUCCCUCUCAUUUAGCCUUUGUGGCAUAUCAAGAGUAUUAAACACUAUCCUGGUGAAAUAGCAGCUCCACAGAAAGCUCAACAUGUGUGUGAGUAAUGGGAAUAGCAGGGGUGUUUGGGAGUGCAGAGGAUCCUGUGUUGGCCAUUUACUACUGUAUAUAAUAAAUAUAGUUUGAUACUGA